UGCUGUGAAGCCUUCCCGAGAUGAACAUUGUGCGAGUGUGCCCAAAUGAGUGAUUUUGGACACUAAAUCCAAGAUCCACCCAGAUCCCAUUAACCUAUCAACACAGAAAGUUCAAAAUAUGUGAAAUGCACCAUCCUGAAUCUACUCCAGGUGUUUCUAUGUCAAUAGGACACCACCACAGCAUGCUAUUCGCGAUUCAUGAGCAAAGCGUGACGGUCAGGCUAGAUUGGGAAAUCACACUCUCGGCUUGGUUGAGUCUCCGCUUUCUUUGCAUUCGGCAGAAUCGGCACAUACCAGCAUCUGUUCCUUUGAAGACACCAGAGGACAUUGUUACAUUACAAGGACAGUCGACCAUGUCAAGGACAGCUCGAGUUUUUCGCAACCGCCCUUCACCACAUUCACAACCUCCUCUCACACGCGAGGAUCGUGAAAAACGUAUCAAGGAUGCAAUCGAUACAUGGCGUGGGGUGAAACUAAAAGCCUCCUACAAGCAGCCAAGCAUGGUGUCGAGCACAUAUAUUCCACAGCGCAUGCAAAACAACGCCAAGUCAAAAUCAGAACUGGAGGAUAUUGCUACUGCUCUUUCGCUGUCAACCGAGGGCACGAAGUCUGAAAUUUUAGAACGCAUCAAAGGACACUUGGAGAAUACUCCCGACCUACGCCAGGACCACCGCUUUUCUGGUCUUUACCAUCUCGUGGAAAUCGGGCACCCCAUGAGUCAAACGGUCAUGCUGGAUCUUCAAGAAUUGACCAUACUGCUCCCAUUCAAGCUACACACACCAUCUCAUCAGCUCGUUCCAAGCAUCAGUCAUGGUUCUAUGCAUAGUAACGGCGCUCCCUUCUCUCGAGUCAAGCGGCAACAGCAAAUGACGGUCCUUUACCCUUCCCUCCCCUCAUUUAAUAAUCCACCACCUGCAUACCCCAUCCCACAUCCGAUUCUCGGUCGCGAGACACGAUUCAUGCAGCCAGUGCCAGCCCCAGAAGGGCUCGUCCUCUUCGAACUUCACAAGACCUCCCACACGCUACAUGCUGGGCCGUCCACUGGCAGAUCAUGCCUUACCCCCUGCAUGGCCUUCCUGCACCAUUAA
Messenger RNA from Suillus bovinus, 1088 nucleotides. RefSeq lists its product as uncharacterized. Lineage: Eukaryota; Fungi; Basidiomycota; Agaricomycetes; Boletales; Suillaceae. Bases 126 to 1088 code for a protein of 320 amino acids. The record is from RefSeq and is a predicted model, not a curated record. The transcript has 3 exons.